Saccostrea cuccullata (small rock oyster) is the source of this 4818-nucleotide messenger RNA. Its product is annotated as electrogenic aspartate/glutamate antiporter SLC25A13, mitochondrial-like. NCBI's taxonomy places the organism in Eukaryota, Metazoa, Mollusca, Bivalvia, Ostreida, Ostreidae. Gene Ontology annotation, biological process: L-glutamate transmembrane transport; aspartate transmembrane transport; malate-aspartate shuttle. Bases 96 to 2171 code for a protein of 691 amino acids. Gene Ontology annotation, molecular function: L-aspartate transmembrane transporter activity; calcium ion binding; L-glutamate transmembrane transporter activity. The record is from RefSeq and is a predicted model, not a curated record. The transcript is spliced from 18 exons.
AAUUGACCUUGACACGUCUGCUGCGAUCACGGAAUUCGAAAAGAGGAUAACCAAUCAUAAGAAUCUGAGGGCAUGAUCUUUUCUGUUAGCGAGACAUGGCGGCUAAUGGCAAAGACCAUCCCUUUGAAAUUGUUUCCAAAGUUUGGCCCAUCAAAACUGCAAAAUGUGAAAACAGAAAGGUGGAAGUUUUUAAUCGAGCAGAUCCAGAGCAACUGAAGGAAAUAUUUUUGAAAUAUGCCAGUGUUGUGGAGGAUGGAGAACAUUAUAUGACCUAUAGAGAUCUUAUUCAGAAGUACUUAAACUUUCUGGGCGAGAAUUGCGAUGAGUUCACCCUCAAAUUAUUUGCUUCCAGCGUAGACACUUCUAGAGAUGGGAAGAUUUCGUUUACAGAGUUCCAGGCUUUUGAGGCUGUUCUGUGCCUGCCUGAUGCCAUGUAUGCUCUGGCCUUCCAGGUGUUUGACAGAAAUGGAAAUGGGUAUCUUUCCUGCGAUGAAUUUGAAGAUAUCAUAAAACACACAACACUGAACAGGGAAAUACCAUUUAACUUCAGUAGCGAGUUUAUAAAACUUCACUUUGGGAAAGACAAGCAAAGAAAAAUUACAUAUCCAGAGUUUACACAGUUAAUUCAUGAUUUUCAUGAGGAACACGCUUUACAAGCUUUUCGGAGGCGAGAUAAAGGAGACACAGGCUACAUCAAUGCUAAGGACUUUGAGGAAAUCAUGUGCAAAUUAAAAAGUUACCUCUUGACCCCAUUUGUCAAAGAAAACCUGGUCACAGUGGCAAUGGGAGGGGGGCACAGACAGAUCAGUUACUCCUACUUUACUGCUUUCGUGUCCUUAUUGAACAACCUAGAGCUGGUCCAGAAGGUUUACCUGGCCUGUACACGACGUGACAAAACUAUGGAGGUUACCAAAGAGGAGAUGUUGUACCAAGCCCAAGAAUUUGCUCAAAUUACGCCGCUCGAGAUUGACAUCUUGUUCCAGCUGGUCGGACUGAAGCAUCAGACGGGGAGGGUAACUUUUGAAGACAUCACAGACUUGUCCCCAGCAGAAGGAAGGGAGACACCAUAUUCUAUUCAAAUGAGGAUAGCACAGGAGAAGUUAGCGUUAGAACAAGGAACAGAGAGGACCAUUUUUCUGGAAGUCCUAGAGAGUGUCUACAGAUUUACCCUGGGUUCUAUCGCUGGAGCUACCGGAGCGACAGCAGUGUACCCAAUAGAUCUGGUGAAGACUAGGAUGCAGAACCAGAGAACAGGUCCGAUGGUAGGGGAGUUAAUGUACAAAAACAGCUGGGAUUGCUUCAAAAAGGUGAUCCGUCACGAGGGAGUGCUGGGGUUAUACCGAGGUCUGGGACCCCAGCUCGUAGGGGUGUGUCCAGAGAAGGCCAUCAAACUUACGAUGAAUGACUUGAUGAGAGAUAAGCUGACACGUAAAGAUGGUUCUAUUCCUCUUUGGGCAGAAAUGAUUGCAGGAGGCACAGCUGGAGCCUCUCAAGUCAUGUUUACCAAUCCUCUGGAAAUCGUCAAGAUUCGGCUACAGGUGGCAGGAGAGGUUCAUGGGAAGGCCAAAGUCAGCGCAUUUACCGUCAUCAAGGAGCUAGGCUUCAUGGGAUUGUACAAGGGAUCCAGGGCCUGUUUCUUGAGAGACAUACCUUUUUCAGCCAUUUAUUUCCCAGCUUAUGCAAACACGAAGAAAGCAUUGGCUGAUGAGAAUGGCUACAAUUCCUGGGGAACACUGCUUCUGUCUGCCACAAUAGCAGGUAUGCCUGCUGCUGCUAUCCCUACACCAGCGGAUGUAAUCAAAACCAGAUUGCAGGUGCAGGCUAGAACGGGGCAGACAGCGUAUAAUGGAGUCAUAGACUGUAUACGCAAAAUCUACAAAGAGGAGGGAGGCUGGGCCUUCUGGAAGGGGACACCAGCCCGUGUGUUUAGAUCCUCCCCCCAGUUUGGUGUGACACUGCUGACCUAUGAAGUUCUCCAGAGAUUGUUCUAUGUGGACUUUGGUGGAAGACGUCCCGAGGGAUCGGAGCCUCAGGCCACUCAGCUGGAGAAGCAGCUCUCGCGUAACCCGGAUCACAUCGGUGGCUACAGGCUGGCUCUGGCCACAUUUAAUGGAAUGGAAUCCAAGUUUGGACUGUGUCUACCCAAAUUCAAAAGCUCAAUACAAACAUGAUCCGAAGGAUAUUAGGUUGUUUUUUCACAAAGAAUUAGUUAUUUUAUUUUAAAAUUAGGAUAGGUGUUGAACCAUUCCUUACAUCCCUGUGUGUUAUCUACAGAUAGACAGACGUGUCUAUUGUGUGUUAUCUACAGAUAGACAAACUUGUCUACUGUUUUUAUAUUGUUGCUAUUUAUAGAUUUGUUGACUAUGUUAUUGAAAUGUUGAAUGAGGUAAAUGGGUGAAAAUUGAAAUAAGAAGGUAAUGAUUAUAUUUCCAGUUGGUUUCUUUUCUAGAUUUGACUGCAAAAUUGUGAUUUUAUGGACCUUAUAGACAUAAGAAAAUUUAUUUUUGUGACAGUCCAAAACUGAUGAUAUAAAAUUAUAUUUUGCCAGUAUGUGUACAUUUAGUUAACCAGUAGCUCAAAUUGAAAAGCUUACCCACAAUUGAAAUGUAUAUUGUUAUCUUGGUUUUUAUUUCCAUGUAAUGGGAUGUGUCAAAGGAAUGCAUCAGUCCUUUUUGAAUGUAAGGUCUCGACUUUGAUUUAAAUGCCCACUUCUUUGGAUGUUGCCAAGAUUUUUAUUUGGCAUACAAAAUUCAAAGUACCCCAAAAUGUAUUAUAGUACAUGUAGAUGCUGUAAUUUAUUUUCUGCUAAAGUGCUAUUAUAGAAUCAGUAUUGCUAAAGGUUUACCAUAGCUUGCAUUUUUUGAGUUAUUGUAUGAUAGAUGGAAUAUAUGAUUUGAAGUAAAUGAGACACUACAUUUUAUUAUGCUUAAAGCAGAGAGGGGAGGGGGGUUAUAGUAAGUAUACUAGGUAUUUUUUUCUCUGUAAAGUGAAAAGUAUGAAUGGUGAUGAGCCAUCUCCCUCAAGUUAACAGUAUGGUACAGUCUAGUGCAUCUAUUUGCAUGCACAAUGUACAUAUACAAAAACAUCUUACUAGAUAAAAUGGAGAUUUGCAAAAACAGUGAAUAAACUUUAUUAUUUAAUUGAAAUAAAGUCGUAGAUUUGAGCUGGAAAAACUCUGAGCUGCAUCUGAAGCAAAAAGUAAAUUUCCCAUUACAUGUAUGUUCCAAGUUUAAAGAUUUACUUAAGAACUGGGUAUUGACUUUAAACUAUCAUCAUUAUAUGUAGUCAAUUAAAUGUUUCAAUACAGAAGCAUAAAUCUCUUGAGGGUAAGUGGUGUUUAUGGAAUUUAUUUUAUUUUAAACAAUAUGCAUUUUCAAUAGUAUUUUCAUGAUAUUUUUGGAGGGCCUUAAAUAUUCUGUGUGUUUGGGUAUUUGUUUGAUUUUAUGAACACUCAAGUUAAUUGCAUAAAAAACGAGUCAAAAUCAUUGAAGGUUUUAAACAAAAAUGUUAACAUAUUGUAAAAGUGCCAUUAAUAGCACUACCAAGUUAUUUUCCAGAUAUUUGUGUGACAAACUGGACUCAGAUAAAAGGUAUGGCGUGAAAAGAAACGGUUUUGCUUUGUUUUUAGAUAUAUCUUGUAUCUUGAAUAUAUAUGUACUGAUUUUCUAAGAAACCUUAUUAGUACCCUAAUUUGUUCACGUGGAAAAUCAGAAAAGAUAGAAGUCUUUGAUAAAGAAUGACAAAAUUAAAAUAUCCUCUCUUGAUCUUGAAAAAUUUUAUUUAAAAUAAGAUUUCUUGUAGAAAUGAAUGUAAUUAUUUUUUGAUUUUGAACAACUUGGUCCUGAUAAAGGGGCUAGAGCUUCUUGUCAGGUCGAGUUUUAGUAGAGAAUAAAACAGGAAAUUUUCUUUACCCAUAGCUCGUAUCGGGCAUCAUUUCACAUUGUUAUUUGCUAGUCGUAUACUUCCUGACAUCAGCAAGAUGUAGAGAAGAUUAUUUUAAAUAUGAAAUAUCUGGUACCUUUGGGUAUGUAGUUUGGUAUAUUUAACAGUUCAUGUGAAUGAACAUUGAAAAAAAAAAUGAAUUGUGAAAUGUACUUUUUUUUCUAUUCACAAAGUUGAAAUGAAAUGAACUAAAGACAUGCAUAAUUCAAAUUCAUUUUCUGAAACUUCCAAUCAGAAUGAUAUUCUUUUAUUAGUUUUUGUUAGUUUCAUAUACAUAUAAUAAAUAGUCAGAUUUUGAGUAAACUGACUUACAUAAAGUCUCCACAAAUCUAGUUUUCUUUAUUAACUUUCACUUGAGUAUUAAAGCAAUCAGUAUACGGUAAAACUUGGUUAUAACGAAGUCGUAGGGACCUGUGAAAUUACUUCGCUAUAUCCGUAAUUUGUUAUAUCCCUAUAAGGAAUUCGUUAAAUUUUUAUAGCUAGGGAUCCUAGAUACCUUUGCUAUGUCCGUGAAUUUGAAAUAUCCGUGUUCGUACUAAACGAGUUUUACUGUAUAUCACAAGCUUGAUUCUGCACCAACUUUUGAAGUAAUUUGCCAUAAUGUGAACUGCUUUAUACUAGGCAACUAUCAGUUUUUCCAAUUAUUUAUUUUUAUACGUAGUCAUAAAAUAGUUUUAAAUUUGAUCUUGCUCCCAAACACUCCAAGAGUUGAAGAAUGUAAAUUCCAUGAAUGGUUUUGAUACUCAAUGCUUAUUGUACAUCAUUGCCAUGUUUUAUUGUUUGCUGUCUAGAGUAAAUAUGGUACUGAAGUGAUAUAUAAAUACAAAAAGGACAGAAAUAUGAAAGAAUAAUAAAUAAUUUUAUAUGUUUUCAUGA